ACAAAUGAAGCCAUUGAAAAUAACCGUGCAAGGUAUAUUAUUACGGAGAAUAAGGAAAUAAUGUAACAAAUUGAGAGCAGUGAAACCAUGACUCAACCUCCAAACCAUGAGGAACACACUCACGUUCAUGACAUGAAAGCUUUGAGUUCGGAGGUGUUUGGUCGGAAGUAGAACUCCAACGCUAUUUUUGAUGACUUGAUCGUUCUCUUAACACAUUUUCUAUCACUACCCAUCACACUAUAAAUUAAAAGCCAAGUUCUCUGGAAGCACACCAUCAUCAACCAUGACAAUGUCAAGGGAUUACCUCGGUCUGAUCCUUCUUAUAACCUUUGCUCUUCUCCUCCUCCUCGGACCGAGCCCUUCCCUCUGCUCCCGCUCAAAACUUUCAUCGGAGAAGCUCAAGGGAGAAUUCCCGGUUUCAGCUUCGAUUCUUUCCCGAGCCAAUGGAGAUCAUACCUCAGCUGGUGAUUCCUCUUUGAUGGGUAAGGUGGGUUCUGCAAACUCUAUGGUGGCUGGCUUUUUCAGGUUUAAGUUCCCGUUCUUCGGUUGGCCUUUUUUCCCCAAGUACCAUCCUGUUCCACUCCUGAAACCGGCUUUGCCUUCUGUUCCUACAACUCCGGGAGCUGAGGAGUCUGAGAAGUUACCUUCUUCACCAAGCACAGGCAAGGAUAAUGGUGCUGGACAGAACCCUAAACCAUGAAGAUUAAGAAUGUUGGAACCUUUCUGCAGUCUAAAUUGUAUCAAAUAAAUUGUACCUUACAUUGAUGAGUGUUAUUUGACUUUUAUACGAGAAAUGAACAAAAAAAUGACCCGAGA
Messenger RNA from Tarenaya hassleriana, 816 nucleotides. RefSeq lists its product as uncharacterized. The coding region runs from base 284 to 700 and encodes 138 amino acids. The record is from RefSeq and is a predicted model, not a curated record. The transcript has a single exon. Lineage: Eukaryota; Viridiplantae; Streptophyta; Magnoliopsida; Brassicales; Cleomaceae.